AGUUUGCUGACUAAGAUGGCGACCCAGACGCACAGUGAAGGGGAGGUGCCAGCUCGCGAAUCUGGUCGGAGUGAUGCCAUUUGCAGUUUUGUUAUCUGCAAUGACUCUUCCCUUCGAGGCCAGCCCAUCAUCUUCAACCCUGACUUUUUUGUGGAAAAACUCCGGCAUGAGAAACCUGAGGUGUUCACUGAGCUGGUGGUUAGCAAUAUCACAAGGCUCAUUGAUUUGCCUGGAACCGAGCUGGCUCAGCUGAUGGGAGAAGUGGACCUGAAGUUGCCCGGUGGGGCUGGUGUGGCGACAGGCUUCUUCCGGUCUCUGAUGUCUCUCAAGCGAAAGGAAAAAGGAGUAAUAUUUGGAUCCCCACUGACAGAGGAAGGCAUUGCCCAGAUAUACCAGUUAAUUGAAUAUCUACAUAAAAACUUGCGGGUAGAGGGUUUGUUUCGAGUGCCAGGGAAUAGUGUCCGACAGCAGAUUUUAAGGGAUGCUCUCAAUAAUGGAACUGAUAUUGACUUGGAAUCAGGGGAGUUUCACUCAAAUGACAUUGCCACCUUGCUGAAGAUGUUUCUAGGAGAGUUACCUGAGCCCUUGCUGACACAUAAACAUUUCCAUGCACAUCUCAAAAUUGCUGAUUUGAUGCAGUUUGAUGACAAAGGAAACAAGACCAAUGUACCGGAUAAGGCGCGGCAAAUUGAGGCUCUUCAGUUGCUCUUCCUCAUUCUCCCUCCACCAAAUCGUAACCUGCUGAAGUUAUUGCUUGAUCUCCUGUACCAGACAGCAAAGAAACAAGACAAGAAUAAGAUGUCUGCAUAUAACCUAGCCCUUAUGUUUGCACCCCAUGUCCUGUGGCCAAAAAAUGUCACUGCAAAUGACCUUCAAGAGAAUAUCACAAAGUUAAACAAUGGGAUGGCUUUUAUGAUUAAACACUCCCAGAAACUUUUUAAGGCUCCUGUUUACAUUCGGGAAUGUGCCAGACUGCACUAUUUGGGCUCCAGAACUCAAGCAUCAAAGGAUGAUCUUGAUCUGACAACUUCAUGUCAUUCUGCAUCCUUCCAACUGGCAACACCUCAGAAGCGGAACCGGAUGGACUCCUGCUGUCAUGAGGAAAAGACCCAGCAGCGCACGGAGGAGGCGCUGAGAGAGCUAUUCCAACACGUUCACAAUAUGCCAGAGUCGGCAAAGAAGAAACAGCUCAUCAGACAGUUUAAUAAGCAAUCUGUGACCCAAACACCAGGGCGAGAACCGUCUACUCCCCAGGUACAGAAGAGAGCCCGUUCACGCUCUUUCAGUGGCCUUAUUAAGCGGAAGGUUCUGGGAAAUCAAGUGAUGUCGGAAAAGAAGAAUGAGGCCCCUACUCCGGAAUCUCUAGCGGCUGGUGAAUCGAAGAGAGCCAGCAAAGAAAAUCUGCGCUUAGAUUCCUCUGAAGGAUCCAGAGUUCUCCUGUUGUCCACCCAGAAGUUUCUCUAUAGCAGGCCAAGUGUCAUUCCUGCUCACAGAGAAGCUUGGGCCGGCAGCUUGCUUGCUGUGUUUUGAAUUGUGAAAGUUAAUUAAUCCUGUGACUUGACUGAUAUCUCUAACCCCACUCACUGGAUGUUUUCUGCAGCCUCUGCCCUCUGAACCAGUGCUAGCAACCCUCUCUCCUUUUUAAUAUUAUGGGGAAACCACUAACCAGCCAAGCAGCUUACACAGCGCACAGUAAGUGGGUAGAACCAGGCAGACUGGUGCUCAUUCCAUGUAUUUGCUUAAGCAUAUUUUGUUUUUUAAAAAUACAAGAUUUGUGUUCAACUGCCAGUAUUUUUUUAAGUACUGUCAAUCCUAGUGGGUUGAUGUCAUAUUUUAACUGAUAAUUUGUAUUUUUCUGUUUUGAUAGUGUUGGGUAUUUUUGUUGUCAUUUCUUGUUUAUUUGUUGUUUGUUCAUUUUUAAAAGCUAUUUUUUGUGUGUGUAACUGAAAUGGGCUCCCAGCCGGAAGUCUUUCCUUUUUUCACCUGCACCUUUGGGAAAUCUUUGUCUCUUGAGGCUGUGUUCCUCAGUACCUUGUUUGUGUCCAUGGACUUCAUGGCUUUCUUGGGAAGGUUUCGUUAUUUCUUGGGCCUGACAUUGCAAGGUAUUUGGCUUGCAGUAUUGAAAAAGGAGAAUUCAGAAUGGUCUAAUAUUCUAACAAAUGUUAAUUAUUAAAUUGUGUCUCUCCUUUCCUCCACUCUCUCUUCUUCCCCCUGAUCUUUUCUCCUUAGUGAUGCCAAUAAUGGUGUGAUUGCCGAACUCGUGUCCUUUGUUCAGUUUCCUCUUGAACGCAGAGCAUCUCUGGCGCCCACGGGGGGGGGGGGGCAGCCCUUCUGUGCCAGAUCACUGUGAUUCCAGCGAAGUCUCUGACUGCCUAGCGGAGGUUUGCUGAAAUAUCUGUGUGUGGCGGAAGCGGGGCUGUAACUGGGAUGAGGCCGGCUAGCUUGAUGUCCAGGACUCCCCCUCAGGGCGGGGUCAUGCUGCACCCUUCUGAGGGACCCGCGGGCAGGGCGGGCUGUGAGAGCCGCUGGACUGAGAGGGAGGAAGUGCAUGGCAGCAGUCUCUGCAGGGCUGAGAGGAUUCGAAGGAGAGGAUGUGCUCACUUGGAGGCAGUGUGGCUUAUCACCAGAGCUCUGAGAAAGAGCAGCACAGCCUCUCUCCUUGUAAUGCGCACGGGGAGGAUGUGGAGAGGGGGCUGGAGCUGGGGCUUUGGCUGGGUGGUGAUGUUCACAAGUGUUUGAGGUGAGCAGUGGCGUGGCUUUGAUCUCUUGUAAAUACUUACAGCCAGGGGAGCAGCAUGUCGAGGGAGAGAAGGCGCCUGUUGGGCCUGCUCCGAGAGGCUGGGCAGCUGCUCUCAGCCCGUGUGCUGGAGCUGAGUCAGGCCCUCUGUGGGGAGGCAGCUGCCUAGCAGAGUCUGUUUGGCUGCCCUGUGUUCAGACCGUUGGAAAUGCUGUGUUACUGCCGAAAUGGAAGGUGACCCUGGGAGCGGAGUCGGAUUUUGUGUCUUGAGUGAACCCUCUUUUCCAUAUAUGCUGUUUCUUUUGCUGCCGUAACAGCAGUUGUGAAGAAAAAAUAAAUAAAUUAAAAUUUGGCCUUCCAAUUUGAUGGGUUGUGAACAGUUGAUGGUUAGGAGUAGAGACCUGCUUACAGGCCCCUUUCUCUAGAGCAGUUUUAUUCUUAAAAGUCCUUAUUAGCAACUUCAGUUGCACAGGUUUCUAUUUGGCUUUUUUCCUUGUUGAAAAAAAAUAGAAUUCCUUGUACCAGCUGCCAGUGAAUUCAAAUGGGAGCCCCUUCUGGUGCAACCAGACUGAAGGAGUGUCCUCCCCUCACUCCAUGCAUGGUCCGUCUUUCCCACCUGGACAGGUGCGGACUGUCUCUCGUGGUCUGGCCUCAGGCGGAGGGAGCAGAGCUGUGACCUGACCCCCCCUUGUCAUCGAGUUUGUUCCAUGGUCCUGUUGGAGGGAGGCACCUGGGACCGGGGGACUGUCCUGCAUCCUGUGGAGUCGGCGGUGCUCUAGUGCUGGGGUGGGGGACACAGGGCCGUCGUGUGCACUGCAGUUUGUCCCUGGGGCAGUGGAUGUCUGUGUUUGGGUACAUGUGUUUCAUUUAAGUUAUUUAUUAAACAUGCUUUUCCUUGCUUUAAGGGUGUGAUAGGUCAUUUUUUAUAGAAGCUGUGAUCCAGUUGGAAUCCAAAUUUGAGAAAUGAAAUAGCAUAGCCUUCUGCCUUGUAAUUUGUAAGUGCUGUAAUCCUGUGGAACCUCAUGGAGAACUCAAAGACAAAAACCCUUUCCAUUUGCCACAGAAGGGUACUGCCUCCCUCUGACUCGGUGGGCUGGUAUUUUUGAGUCAGUAUUUAACAAUUUCUUAAAUCUGUAAGAUUUUAAAAAAUGUUUACUUUUCACGUUGGAACAGUCUCUUUGGAAAUGCCUCUUCUUCUGGCUUGUAAAAUUGCAUUUCUUCCUGGGAUCAGUUGCGAAGGGUUUGCUAUGGGUCAGUACGAGGCGGUGUUUUGUGCCAGAGGGCUCAAGUGUGAGAACACAGACCUCACUGGCUCAGAUCUGCCCUGGGUGAGCUAUACUGGUUGAAUCAGUGAAAACCAGUUUCUUACCUUUUACAAGGAUGGACUUUUGCACUGGGACCAAUGAAUCUGGCUUGAAAAACUCCACUGCAGCAGUGAAAGGAUUUGGAGAUACUGAUUAUAUCUGAACGGCCAACAUAUUAAAGGAGCUGUUACUUACUCACAAGUGAAACCACAGCUGCUCUUUACUUUGAACGCCCUUCCAGAGUCAGUCAGCGCUGGCAAGGGAGCCCCCUUGGGGAAUGGAAUAGCGCAGGGCUGUUGACUGCAGUGACCACUGGGUGUUCAGAGGUGGUGGUCUGGUUGGCCUGUACGGAAGCCAGUUGAUUCUGGAGUGGCAGAGCAGAGCCAUUCUCUCCUCCCGAGAAGCAGUGUUUCUGUUCAGCUCCCCUCACAGGACCUUCUGUUAGGACAUGGUUUAAAAUCCUGCCUUCUAGGAGAACCUGUGGCCAUGGGGCUGUGCCCCACGUGACCAGCGGUGUGGCCAUGCAUAACUGGGGGAGCCGUCUUUGGGAUCAGACUUCCCUGGACCUCAUCUGUGUCCUUACUUCAUGUAGGACCUUGCACAGAUGCUUGAAGCUGAUGGCUCUCGUUCUGGAGUCUUUUCUAAGUAGAACACCUUUCCCCAGGAGAGUCUCAUCCUUGCCCUGAAGUCUUUGUGCUGAAGACAGCACCCAGUCCCACAUCUGGAUACCAGCAUCUGGCAGGAGUGCCCUAGAUUCGGGGGGGAAGAUUUGGGUUGCUAAGAUGCAUGAGCUUUUCAGGCCAGUGGUAAUUAACCCAGUCUAAAACUGCUAUAAAAACCUGGCUUUCCUAGACAACUAAUGCUGAGAGUUGAUGGAGGGGCUAGUGAGGAGGUGGCGUACAUAAUAGCCUGAGUGCUUGGGUUACCAUGGAAACUGGAGUGUGCAAGGCCACAGCUGAUGCUAAAGAGCCAUGGAACACUCCCCCAGACAUGUUUGGGGACCAGCAGAACCUGUUGGGAAAACUCCCCCGCCCCAGGGUCCUUUGUGCUGAGCAAAAAGCUGCCUUUGCACUUAUCCCUGAGUGCGCUCGAGAGAAACAAGGUUCUAUUAACUCUCACCAUUUUUUUACUCUUGUUUGACUAUAUAUCCUAUAUAUAUGUAAUUGUAAAGAAAUAAUCAUAUGCAUUGUCUUUCUUUUUUAUUCAUGUAAUAUUCUGAAAUUAAAUUUCUUUUGUUUCAUA
Molecule: messenger RNA, 5283 nt
Organism: Artibeus jamaicensis (Jamaican fruit-eating bat)
Lineage: Eukaryota; Metazoa; Chordata; Mammalia; Chiroptera; Phyllostomidae
Gene: ARHGAP19
Product: Rho GTPase activating protein 19
Exons: 11
Coding region: 16-1530 (504 amino acids)
Biological process (GO): regulation of small GTPase mediated signal transduction; signal transduction
Cellular component (GO): cytoplasm
Molecular function (GO): GTPase activator activity
Source: RefSeq, a predicted model, not a curated record